Messenger RNA from Cylindrotheca closterium, 1284 nucleotides. The record is from the annotation of a GenBank genome assembly. Lineage: Eukaryota; Bacillariophyta; Bacillariophyceae; Bacillariales; Bacillariaceae.
AUGAUGCUACAUCAAAGUGUACUACUCCUCACCGCAAUCGUCGCCACAUUGGUAUGCACAUCCCAGGCAUCUUCAAACUAUGGUGUGGACUGCUCAUGGCCGAUUCAUUCAAAGAAUUUGACCUGUGGCAACUUGUUGGGCGAUCGAAAGGCCAUUUAUGAAGAUUACAUGGAAGGUUGCCGUGAGCAUUGGGGCGAAAAGGGAAGAAAGAGAUGCAACGCUGCCGAGGCAGAUCGCCUGGAAAUGAGCCGCAAGCAGCCUCAAAGUAUGGUGAACUUUACAUCAACUGGAUUCAAGAAGCUCAAGGCACCAGCAAAGCUAUGGGAACUUCUCAGUGAAUUCUGGGAAGAGAACGAAGACGAGCAAGAAAUCGAAGAGUGGUUCGUCGGUAAUGUUUACACCAAUAAUUGGGCGGCACCUUCCUAUUACAUUGGUGUCGAAGACACGGAACUAGAAGGUGGAGGCCCCGACCUUAGAAAUGAAAUCUGGGAGGCUGCCCGCCCUGUCCUGGAAGAAUGGACUGGUCGCAAGUUGCAACCCACCUCCCAAUAUGGCAUCCGUAUCUAUACCGAAGGUGCCAUCUUGGCUCCCCAUGUCGAUCGUCUUCCUCUAGUCUCCUCGUGUAUCAUCAAUGUCGCUCAAGAUGUUGACGAAGAUUGGAUCUUGGAAGUCUAUGAUAGAAACGAUAAUGCCGUCAAUGUCACCAUGGAACCAGGAGACAUGGUUUUGUACGAGAGUGGGAGUCUAAUGCAUGGUCGACCGUUUGCCUUGAAGGGACGCUAUUUUGCCAACAUCUUUAUUCAUUUUGAACCAACUGGCGAGGAUUUGGAUGGCAAUGCUGGUCGUAAUGAGGUGGUCGACGAUGAUUUUUAUCCACCCUACCUGUUGCCCAAUUCUCCUUGGUUGGAAACUUGGGCCCAACAGAAUCCUAGUGGAUGGAGACGUACUUCUCCUUCGGCUGCUUCGGUCGGUGUACCAAAGGCCCACGCCGCUGCCGCGUCAGGAGAUGUCGAUGCCUUGGAACGCUUGGCCUUUGAUGAUAAGGAAUCGCUCUCGGCCUGCGAUGCCAAUGGCUGGACUCCCUUGCACGAAGCCGCCCGCGCCGGUCACUUGGAAGUGGUUCAAAUGCUAGUGGAGAAGCAGCAAGUGGACAUUAACUCAUUGACCAAUAAAGGCAAGGGUAGUUCCGCCUACUUUAUUGCCAGUCAAAGUCAUUCGCCCGAUCAUCCAGUGGCGAAAUAUCUCCAGUCAUUGGGAGCGAUCAACCAAGGACCCGAGCUGUAA